Molecule: messenger RNA, 1441 nt
Organism: Tuber aestivum (summer truffle)
Lineage: Eukaryota; Fungi; Ascomycota; Pezizomycetes; Pezizales; Tuberaceae
Source: the annotation of a GenBank genome assembly
AUGCACUUCACCAUCAUCCUUCUCGCAGCGCUCCUAGGAGUCGCCCUCUCUGGGCCCAUCCCAUGGGAGGGAAACAGCGACCGUGGGGUCUACAGGCGUGAACCCGAGGCCGAGGCAUGGCACCCAAGGCCCGGCCCCGCCAUGGCAAUCUGGCAAAAGCGCGAUACGGAGCCCUCCCCGAAGGCCGAAGCCUGGGCCCCAAGGUGAGCUUCUUGACGCCUCGAGUGAUAAAUCGAGAUUGAGUUCAACCCGCUAAUUCGCGGUGCUCGCUAUAGGCCCGGCCGUGGAGCAUAUAGGCGUAAUGCUGUGGCCUGGGCCCCAAGGUGAGCUUCUUGACGCCUCGAGUGAUAAAUCAUGUUUGAGCUUCAGCCAGCUAACUUACUUACUAUAGGCCUGGCCGUGGUGCGUACAGACGAUCUGCUGAGGCCUGGCAUCCAAGGUAUUUUCCCCUUCUAUCUCUCCCCCUUCUACCGUGGACUAUCGGCUGACACUACGCACGACAGAGCUGGCCCACCUGCCUACUCGAUUUCCAAACGUGAGGCAGAGCCGGAGCCAAUUCGCUUUCAGCCGAUUGGAAACUUCGAUAAGGAAUAAUCUUCUUCGUAUGCCCCCUCUGCCUGUUCUUCCUCCUCCUCCCCAUAUGAAAUAUGUUAACUAACUACUGUCUUCCCCAGAACAACUCCCCCAGCCAAAGCAGAAACCGACAAACAACCACAAAACAUCACUAUCCAGACUAUUUCGUGUUUAUUUUUUUUAUCCUUAUUAUGAUAUUAUACCACGACUAGGCUUCCCUAGUACGUACCGUACCUGUAACGGGAAAUCCGGCAGAUUCGGAGGCCUAUCGGAUUUCUCACGCCCAUUUAUUAUUUAUCAACCUAUUUUUUAUAUUUUUUAUUUUCACCUAUCAACACGUGACGAAAAACGAUGACAGAUACGAUAUGGGAAUCUACCUACCUUGCCAAAAAAAAAGAGAAAAGAGAACAAACCCCCCCCCGAAAACUAUGCAGUGAGAGUUUCUCCCAUUCAUACUACCCCCACUCUCACGUCUUUUUUCUUUUUUUUUUCUUUUUCUUUUGUUCUUCCCUUUAUAUCUUUCUCCCUCUCACACAAGCUUAAACCCCUUCGAAAUGCCCUUCGAAAUGGAAAUCCAUAUCUCUCCUGCACCCUUUGUAGCCAGCUGCUUUACUUUCCUUUACCCUUACUUUACCUUGGCCUUUUUACUUGCCUUUUCUUCUCUUCUCUUCUCUACUACGCAAGACGCUCUGGCCUGGACACCCAGACGCCUUACCUGUUUCUUGGAGGACGGACGGACGGACGGAUGAACGGACAGAUGAAUGAAUAGAUAGACGGACGGGAGCCUUACCUCGAUACUGAAUUCACAAAUUUAGUUACGCGUGCCCCUUUGCAUGAUGGGAAGAAAGGGGCCAUCGUAACCUACCUU